AUGUCUGGCCACGGGACCAUUCCCAGCGGUCGAAAGCUGCACGUAUCCACUGGUUUCGAUAUCGUCAUGGCGGAUUGUAGCUUUUUGAAGGAAGUGGAGAGCGAAUACGAGAUAAUGCCCGCAUCAUCUCUAAUCUGCAAAGAUCUAUUCAAGAAGGAGAGCCGCAUCGAAAUUUUCGAGCGAAUGAAAGUGAUUUUGUCGACUGGAGAGCAUGGCGUCAUCGAGCAGUCAUUUGGCAAGGGAGGAAAAGCCCGUAUAGCUAUACCAAACGCCCGGUACCCGACGACUCGACACGCUGGUGAACCGGACGAGCGGGAAGAGCAGCUCCCAAGUCGAGAAGUUAAUCAUGACCGGGAAGGUGCGCGUCAACGAGAAUUCCGUGACAAAGAAGUCCUACAAUGUGAGAUU
Mesorhabditis spiculigera is the source of this 408-nucleotide messenger RNA. NCBI's taxonomy places the organism in Eukaryota, Metazoa, Nematoda, Chromadorea, Rhabditida, Rhabditidae. The record is from the annotation of a GenBank genome assembly.